AUGGACAUCUAUGCAUCUCUCCCAACCCCGACGGAUACCGCGAUGGCCGACAACGCAGCACCCGAUGUGGAUUCGAUGCGCCCUGAGCAAUCCGUUCUUCAUGCACCCGUGGACGAACUCGAGAUGCCUGCGAAGACGCACCUGGGUCCUGCGCGCCAGUCACCGCAUUGCGGAAAGACAGACGGCGAGUCGCGCUGCCAGUUUACGGGACGGUCCCUAACGUUCGAGUCGUUAAACCCGCUCUCGGACGCGUUCUACCUCGACAUUCUCGGGCCAAUCAAUUUCAACUUCACGUACCGUGACACGGUCUCAACGAUCACCUCUGGUAUCGUCAGAUACUAUUUCAACUCGUCUACGUGUCCUACGACCCUUGUGAUCAAUGGGCAGGUCUGUGACCAAGUUAACUUCGGUGGCAUGUUGUACUCUGUACGAGCCCGAGGCGCUCAAGCUACCCAGUACCACCUAACCCCGAGCAAACUGUCUCAACACUGUCUGGAGUUCAGCCUUCCUACCCACAAUGCCCAAGACGGCGGCGCGGACGCACCCGCUCCUCGAGGCGAGAAGCGGUGUCGAAGUGCGACGGAGUCUUCAGGUUCGGCGUCGGUGAUCUCCGAGUGCAUGGUGAGUACUUCGAAGGUAAUUACUACCGAUUCCCACGCGGACAAGUCAGAUUCUAUGGGGAGAGCCGGAGAAAGCAUUGUUGAGCUGUCGCCUAGCUCGGCGUUCGCAUCGCCUCCACGCAAGCGUCUGGCUCGGCGUCAGUCGACGGGGCCCGUAUCGCAGCCACCAGCAUUUACAUCGACUACUUACUGGGAGGAACUGGACAAGUUCUCUUUUGAACUCUUCGCACAGACUUUGACUGUCGGAGAAGAAGACGAUAGCCUUCGUGUAACCGUUCAGCCUAUUUCUUCUCCGGAGUCAAGCAGUACAUCAACCGAAUUAACGCACCUCACAGAAGUGCGAAAAGGCAAGCAAUCGCUCCUUGAGAGAGAACUGGCAGAACCGAUAGCAUCUGAGGAUCUCGUCCCUUCUCGAGCCGAGGAGCGUGCGGCAAGCUUUUUUCGAUUGACGCGGACGAAAAGCCCGCUGUUGAAUGACUUCAUCCGCCUUCACCUGAUCUCUCGGUCGGUGGCGGCUGGUUCCUGCGCGUCUAUCGCUGAAAAAUGGGUGCAAUAUUUCGGAGACCAGUGCCCCAGGCCUCGAGCAGAGCUCUUUAAAGUGGCAGAUAAAUGGCUACUAGACACUACGGACUUCGGUCUUUAUGGAAUCUCGGAGGCGUUAGCUCUUUUUGAGCUACUGGUUAUGGCCGUGGCUCCUGGAAUCUACGCAAACGACGAGUGGCUCCACCUUAUUUGCGGAUUUUCUUCCCCGUAUAUCGGAGGCGCAUCGACGCGCCUACUCCAUCCUAAUGCUCUACUCGGCUUGUUGCGGAGCCAAGUUGGCCAUAGGAUCAUGUCUCACAUGGAGUGCAUGGCAUUGAACGACCCCUGUGUCGACCGCAUUCGCGCGUUACAGGCGGCUUCCGAAUGGCUUCCCUGGGAAACUAGCGUGCUGCGCCUUGCAGAGACCCAACUGGGUACUGCCUGGGCAGCGGGGUCCAUCCCCAUGGUGUCAUCACAGGUGGUGACGUUCAUCGAGAAGGUGAUCUUCCAGUAUCACAUCAUCGGCGUCCAGGAAACCAAGUUCCGCGAUGUCCAUCAUCUGUCUUCAGCCUCCGACCAUUGUUUAUUUGUCAGUGACCGCAACAGCUCCAGCCCUGUUCAAGUAGGGCCUCGGAGUGGCGGCGUCGCAACGCUGUUGCAUCCCGACCUACCGGGUGUUGGGUCAGCGGAAGAGGUCAGGCAAACUACUAUUCCUGGACGUUACCUUCUGAUUCGACUGGUACACGCGGGGUCAACUGUCUACAUCCACAACAUUUACGCCCCCGUAAAUGCAUCGGAGCGCUCCCACUUCUACCAAUCUCUUCCAGUUGAAUUUGAUCAAGACUCCCAUCAUUUGGUUCUCGGUGACUUUAAUGUGGCGAUCGACUCUAUUCUGGACUCCCGUGGGGUGUCCAGUGUGUCAGAUACAUCUCGCGGAUAUCUGCUUAGCUGGCUGUCAACGCUUAACGUUACGGACGCGUGGCAACUUCGGUUUCCGAGCAGGCGGAUAUUCUCCGGCCCUUCGCCUCGAAUUAACCGGCUUGACUACAUCUUUAUCAGUGACGACUGGGUUGACUCGACGUUUGACGAAGCGAGAUAUUUUCAAUUACCACAUAGCGGGGAUCACCUCGCUGUUCGGGUGGCCUUGGGGUCCCCCAGUCGUCGCCCACUAUCUGCGUAUUGGCGCCUAAAUCCCUCAACUCUCCAGGAUGACGCCGUUCGUCAGAUUAUUAUACAGGACAUAAGGCAGCUCCAACAAUCAAUUCGACAUACACCGAGUCCAGGACUUGUCUGGGAGGGAUGGAAACGGCGAAUAAAGUCUCUGCUCCAGCUAGCCCAGGUGAAAGCGGGAGCUCAAGAGACCGACAUUCUUCGUGUGUAUCGCUCUCACGUGACGAGAAGGGAACAAGCGUACGAGGCGAACCCAAGCCACGAGACAGCUGAACCAUUAACUGAAGCGAUUGCAGCGGUUGAAUCGCUCGAGGUCGACCGCGGUAACUAG
Messenger RNA from Phytophthora nicotianae INRA-310, 2643 nucleotides. RefSeq lists its product as hypothetical. The record is from RefSeq and is a predicted model, not a curated record. NCBI's taxonomy places the organism in Eukaryota, Oomycota, Peronosporomycetes, Peronosporales, Peronosporaceae. Bases 1 to 2643 code for a protein of 880 amino acids. Gene Ontology annotation, molecular function: catalytic activity. The transcript is spliced from 6 exons.